Cololabis saira (Pacific saury) is the source of this 2255-nucleotide messenger RNA. Its product is annotated as four and a half LIM domains protein 1-like. Gene Ontology annotation, molecular function: transmembrane transporter binding. Bases 174 to 1013 code for a protein of 279 amino acids. Gene Ontology annotation, biological process: muscle organ development. The transcript is spliced from 6 exons. Lineage: Eukaryota; Metazoa; Chordata; Actinopteri; Beloniformes; Belonidae. The record is from RefSeq and is a predicted model, not a curated record.
CCGGGCCGGGCCGGGGUGGGCCGGGCUGGUCCGGGCUGGUCCGCGGAUGGCAGUACUUGUACUUGCAGCCGGCGUCGGUGCAGCGGAGCUCCGCUGCGUGUAGCCCGGGAGCCGCUGGUCCUACCGCCGCCGCAGACGCGCCUCCCAGCGGGUGAGUUUCUCUGGACGCCACCAUGGACAACUCCCAGUGCUUCUACUGCCGCGAGGACCUCGGGGGGAAGAGGUUCGUCCGCAGCGAGGGCAAGCCGGUGUGCGUUCGCUGCCACACCAAGUUCUGUGCCAACUCCUGCGCCGAGUGCCGUCGGCCCAUCUCUGUGGAGUCAAAGGAGCUCACCCACAGAGGCCGCUACUGGCACGAGGAGUGUUUCCGUUGUGCCAAGUGUUACAAGCCUCUGGCCAAGGAGCCGUUCAGCACCAAGGACGACGCCAUCAUGUGUGGGAAGUGUUGCUCCAGGGAAGACGCUCCGCGCUGCCACGGCUGCUACAAGGCCAUAGUGGCUGGCACAGAGGUUGUGGAGUACAAAGGGAACUCGUGGCACGAUGAAUGCUUCACCUGUUGCCACUGUAAGCGGCCGAUAGGAUCAAAAAGCUUCCUCUCCAAAGGGAGUGACGUCUACUGCACCCCCUGCCAUGAUAAGAAAUUUGCCAAACACUGCGUCAGCUGCAAGAAGCCCAUCACCUCUGGAGGGGUGAACUACCAGGAGCAGCCGUGGCACAGCCACUGCUUCGUGUGCAGCUGCUGCUCCAAGCCUCUGGCAGGGACCAGCUUCACCAAACACGAGGACCAGGUCUUCUGUGUCGACUGCUACAAGAACUCUGUGGCCAAGAAGUGCAGCGGCUGCCAGAACCCCAUCACAGGUUUCGGUAAAGGUGUGAACGUUGUGAAGUACGAGGGCAGCUCCUGGCACGAGUACUGCUUCAACUGUAAGAGAUGCUCCCUCAGUCUGUCCAACAAGCGCUUCGUGGCCAAGGGAAAGGAAAUCCUCUGCUCCGACUGCAGCGACAAGGAGUGACGGACCAGCGCCGUCACAUAAAGCCAUGAAUAGAAACAUUGUGGUCUAUAGCUUUUUUACUUAAAUUCUGAUGUCCCCAUUUCAACAUUCCUUCAUUUUUCAGCUGGCAUUUAUUUUUGACUUACCUCGGGGUAAAAAGCAGAAACUGCCAGACUGAGAUCAUUGUUUUCUGCUGUUUGUGCUGAUGCUGCAUGCUAACGCUUCCAGUAGUUGUCAUAGCAACCUUUGUUGGAAAGCAAGUUUUAAACGACACGCUUAAAGAUUAUGUGCAAGUAUCUGACUAUUGCUAUUGACAAACGCUUCAGUUCAACACAUUUGCAGAGCAAACAGCUGCAGCCACUUAGAUCAAGCUCAGAUUGUAUUUUUAUGGCAAAUUAAUGCAGAAAACCCGUUGAUUUGAAUGUUCACAAACUAUUGCCCAUAUGAGAAGCACACCAAUUUGUUCUUCACUAAAAUACUAUGAACGAAUCACCAUGAAUGUCAAUCAACAAUGUCAUUCUGGAGAAAUGUGUAACUUCAUGAGCAUCAUUCAGCACACAUCUUAAAGUGUUAAAGUGUUCAUGUAUUUAAAAUACAUGAUACAUGAUACAUUAAUGCUUUCAGGUGACUUUUGUUGUGUUUAGUCCCGUUCAAAUAAACUGAAUUACAUUUGAUAUUAUGUAAUGCCGUUGUGACAUCAGAUCAUACGUUUGUAUUUGUCACUUUGUUUGGGGCCGUCUACGGUUGGAAACACGGCAUUUACUGAGCGGCUCUUCAACUGUUGUUUGACAAACUGUAAAUGGGGAAAGAAAUGUGAUUUAAAAUGAAAUCUUCUCUGGAGUAUUUGGACCAAAGCCUGUCACAGACUUCAGCCAGCUGUGUCAACUCCUGAUCUGGACUUAUUUAUCUCCUUUAUGUCUAAAAAAAGUAUCAACCUGAGGCCCUAAAUAAACAUUUAUAUAAUAUAUAUAUAUAUAUAUAUAUAUAUAUAUAUUAUAUUAUCAUACAUACAUACAUACAUACAUACAUACAUACAUACACACACACACACACUGUAUUGGGAUUUUCAUUAUUUUUAAAUUGCUGCUUGCAAAAGGAUGGAUGGAUGGCAAAAGGAUUAUUAAACUUACAGCAAGUGAACCAUUUUUAUGGUCUUUUACACUUUGUCUUCCAGGAAAGAGAAAACUAAUGAUCAAACUGAAAUAUGUGCCAAGAGCAAGUCUCCGUGUAUAUUUUAUAUUGAAAUAAACCUUCUGAAACCGA